UAAAGUUGGGAUGAAGAAAUCAGCGAUUGAAAAUUCUGUACCACGGAGAUGAAAACCAUGUGAUUUGAUAAGUCGUAGUGAGACAGAAUUUGAAUAGAAAAUAUAUAGCUUGGUACAUUUGCGAAUGCUGGUCAGUUGAGUCAUAUGUGAAAUUUUUCUUCUACACCUAACCAGUGUUUAAUUCACCACACCAUGGUGGCUAUAACAAGAGUAGGAUAGUUAGAGUAAUACUUUUUUAAAAUUAUUAACGAAUUAAUAUACCUAACUAGAUGUUUUUACUCCUAAUUUACAGACAGGGUCAACUAUCACUCUCUGAGAACAAGUUUGACUUUCUUAAGAGUCGCUCCAGAUUAAAUGUCUUAAGAAAUAUUACAGCGAAGUGCGCAUCAAAAUCUCCAGUGGUUGUAGAUGUCAGCUCACUACAAGUUGAAGAUGAAGGUUUCGCUGAAGAAUUGGUCGAAUGCACCAACCCUAUCUCUGUUUAUCAUUCCCUUCCGACGAAUAAAUCUGGUGUAGUGGUAUCUCAUUUUGGUCACCCCCCACUUCAAGCUAAGUCUUCACAUGAGUCACAGAUAGCUACUUCCUCAUGUCUAUCUCAAUGUGCAAACGAUGAAGUAUCCACACUAAGUGUAAAUCAUUCUGCAUCAAAUUCAAUGAAACCCCAUACAAAAUAUCCAGUUAAAGGAAGGACUUUAACAAAUAUUCGACCUCAUAUUUCGGAACAGCAUGCCCGUAGCACAAGUCCGUCUCAUCUUUUUGAUACAUAUUCACCUUCAAAAAGCACAAAUGAUUUCAUCGAUGAGAUGAUAUGGAAGGCACAGAUUUACUUCACUUAA
This is a messenger RNA of Heterobilharzia americana, 836 nucleotides long. NCBI's taxonomy places the organism in Eukaryota, Metazoa, Platyhelminthes, Trematoda, Strigeidida, Schistosomatidae. The record is from the annotation of a GenBank genome assembly.